Neurospora crassa OR74A is the source of this 546-nucleotide messenger RNA. RefSeq lists its product as hypothetical. Lineage: Eukaryota; Fungi; Ascomycota; Sordariomycetes; Sordariales; Sordariaceae. The transcript has 2 exons. The record is from RefSeq and is a predicted model, not a curated record. The coding region runs from base 1 to 546 and encodes 181 amino acids.
AUGCUUCGCCGGGCACGCAUGCCGCAUAGCAGCGUGCCAGGAUGGCAAGAACGCACCCGUCCUUGGACCGAAGAACCCGACCUCUACGGCUCUCGAGAACCUCAUCGGCCUCAGGGGCGCUCCCCUGAAAGAUACCGUCGCCUUCGCUCUCGGCCACUCGAAACCGAAUUUGAUCGUUACGGUCCUUCAGGAUUUGACGAGAGAAGAAGACAACUAUCACCGUCACCAGCUCCGACUUCGAGAGCGUACAGAAGACCAAGGUCAAGAGCUGCGACAAACGAUGACAUUAGAUAUCGUGGUUAUUAUCGUGGGGACAAGGAAAUGGACAGAACAAUGGAGAGGGAGAUCGAGAUGGAGAGAGAGAGGGAGAUCGAGAGGGCCAGGGAAAGGGAAAGACGUCAAAUAGAAGCUUCACGGGAGAGAAAGAGAAGGGAGAAGGAGUAUGAGAGGGGACGUCGGGGAGGAUCUUCCGGCGGCGGCGGUGGUCGGAGGAGGAGUCGGGCUUCGCGAUUGUGGGACGGAUUGGAGAAGCUUUUCGAGUGGUAG